AUGAGCGACGGACUCUUAGCGGCGUACGCCGCGACGCUCGGCUGGCUCACGCAGCGCGCGCAGUACCGGUUCCCGCGCCUCCAGUCGAUGGUGUCCUUCUUCAUCUCCAUGGUGCCCGGCGAGCUUCCGCACCUCUUUUUACUGCUGCACAGUUUGCUGCUCUACUACCGCCGCACGUCACAGCGCUGGGUCCAGCUCCUCCACGCGUACGUCCUCUUUCGGCUCGUGCAGCUUUUUCGCAGCAACGCGGCGGCCAAGCACGCCUUCCAAGAGGCGUGCAUCCGCAAGCAGCUGCUGUCGCCCACGGCCGCCGCGACAGCCAUUGGCGCGCGCUCGGCGUGGCAAUGGCUCCUCAUCUGGAGCCCACUCCCCAUGAAGCUUGCACUCAAGGGCAUGUACCCUGGCGUCGAGUGCCUUGGCACCAAGACCUAUGCACAUGUCGGCAAGCGCGUGUCGCGGGCAAUGCAGAUGGACGUGUUCAAACACAAACGCUGCGGCCCCAAGCCGCCCGUCUUCCUCUUCAUUCACGGCGGUGGCUGGCUCGUUGGCAACCGGUCGUACGCACCGCAAGCGCUCCUGCACCAGGUGUGCUCGAAAGGCUGGCUCUUUUGCUCGAUUGACUACCGCCUCGCGCCGUUUGCUGGCUUUCCCACCAACCUCAUUGAUUGCAAGCGCGCGAUUGCAUAUCUGCGCACGACGACCGAGCUCGAUUUAGAUGCGAGUACGAUUGUGGUCGGUGGCGAGUCGGCUGGCGGUCAUCUUGCCGCCUUGGUGGCCGUGACCUCGGGCGAAACGCGGUUCCAGCCAGGCUUUGAAGGCGUUGAUACGUCUGUCGCGGCGUGCAUUGAUGCCUACGGGAUCCAUGACGUCCUCGAUCGUCAUGGGCACUUUCGAAAGCGGGACAACGCCGACGGCUUCCGACAGUACAUUGAGGUCAUGCUCAUGCAAAAGAAGCUGCGCCCGUCGACCGAAGUAUUUUUCAAAGCGGCGUCGUCACUGCAGUACGUCCUCGACCGUACCUCCCCGGUGCCGCCGUUUCUGCUCGUCCACGGCGAAUUCGACUCGGUCGUCCCCUUCGAAGACUCGAAAGAGUUUUACGACGCGCUCCAAACCCUGCGCGCCGAGUCGGCGGCGGAUCGACCCCGGAUCCCCGACGUCUUUAUCAAGGUUCCGGCGGCGCAGCACGCGUUCAACAUCUUUACGUCGCCCCGGGCCCUCGCGUACGGCGAUACCGUCGUCGCGUUCUUAGAAGCCGUUCGCACCCGGCCGCCCUCGCCCAAGCUCUAG
Messenger RNA from Saprolegnia parasitica CBS 223.65, 1287 nucleotides. RefSeq lists its product as hypothetical. Gene Ontology annotation, molecular function: hydrolase activity. Bases 1 to 1287 code for a protein of 428 amino acids. The transcript has 5 exons. NCBI's taxonomy places the organism in Eukaryota, Oomycota, Saprolegniomycetes, Saprolegniales, Saprolegniaceae. The record is from RefSeq and is a predicted model, not a curated record.